Molecule: messenger RNA, 1592 nt
Organism: Rhododendron vialii
Lineage: Eukaryota; Viridiplantae; Streptophyta; Magnoliopsida; Ericales; Ericaceae
Product: serine/threonine-protein phosphatase PP1-like
Exons: 4
Coding region: 215-1246 (343 amino acids)
Cellular component (GO): cytoplasm; nucleus
Molecular function (GO): protein serine/threonine phosphatase activity
Source: RefSeq, a predicted model, not a curated record
GUCACCACCCCCCUCUCUCUCUUCAAUCUUUCUCGAUCACUCUCGAAAAUUCCGAAUUUCCACUUUCUGGCUUCUGCAUCCCCAAGACAUGUUUCGAGCAAUCCAAACGACACCCAUAUCCAAGACGCCAUACACACUCAAAACAUAUUCCUAUAGAUUGACUUCGUUCUGAGCCUUUGCCGUUUACAUUAUACAUACAUAUAUACAGCAAGAAAUGGAUCCCUCUCUCCUUGACGACGUAAUCAAUCGGCUUCUUGAAGUGAGAGGGCGGCCGGGGAAACAGGUGCAGCUGUCGGAGUCGGAGAUCAUCCAGCUGUGUGUGUUUUCCAAGGAGAUUUUCUUGGCGCAGCCCAAUCUGUUGGAACUUGAAGCACCCAUCAAGAUUUGUGGUGACAUUCAUGGCCAAUAUUCUGAUCUUCUUAGGCUGUUCGAGUACGGUGGUUUACCUCCCAAGGCCAAUUACUUAUUCUUGGGGGACUAUGUGGACAGAGGCAAGCAAAGCCUCGAGUCAAUAUGCCUUCUCCUAGCAUACAAAGUAAAAUAUCCAGAAAACUUUUUCCUCCUGAGAGGCAACCACGAAUGUGCAUCUAUAAACCGUAUAUAUGGGUUUUACGAUGAGUGUAAGAGAAGAUUUAAUGUGAAGUUGUGGAAAAUCUUCACAGAUUGUUUUAACUGCUUACCUGUGGCAGCCCUAAUUGAUGAAAAGAUUCUCUGCAUGCAUGGGGGACUUUCUCCUGAUCUGCACAAUUUGGAUCAGAUUAGAAACUUACACCGCCCAACGGAUGUACCAGAAUCUGGUUUACUUUGUGAUCUUCUUUGGUCGGAUCCAAGUAAAGAUGUUCAAGGUUGGGGAAUGAAUGACCGGGGAGUUUCUUAUACUUUUGGUGCCGACAAGGUGACCGAUUUCCUGCAGAAGCAAGACUUGGAUCUCAUUUGCCGUGCUCACCAGGUUGUAGAAGAUGGGUAUGAGUUUUUCGCUAAUCGACAACUGGUAACCGUAUUUUCCGCACCCAAUUAUUGCGGGGAGUUUGACAAUGCUGGUGCCAUGAUGAGUGUGGAUGAAACCCUGAUGUGCUCUUUCCAAAUUCUGAAACCUGCAGAAAGGAAGGCAAAGUUCAACUUUGGGAGUACAACAUUCCCAAAGUCUGGAAAUCCUUCAGGAUUCAAUGUCUUUAGCAGCACUGGUACCGUUAAACCAGGAACUUCUCCACCAGGCGUCAAGUCGUUCCUUGGAGCAAAAGUGUAAGAACUUCGUUUUGGUCAAGUUGCCGUAGUCCAGUGGUUGUUUGCUCCCAAUCUGGCUGUAUGGAAAAUCAAGGUCCAUUUACUUGACUAUGUCAGUAACGAAAUUGUAAAAAUGGGUAAUUUCUUCACAAUUUCAGGGAUAAAUUAGUUUUGCUCUUUUAAAGUCUGGUUUGAAGAAGGAUCGACUAUCUUCUUCCGCCUUGUACAUUAAAUACCAACUACAGCAGCUGCUUUGAAUCAUUAGCGCGGGUUCAUUGUCCCGCUCCUAUGGUCUGAGAUUUCAAAUAAUGUGCAAACAAAAUUAUCAAUUCACUGGCCAACUUGAGACACGAGUUCAGCUCAUAAAA